This is a messenger RNA of Paramuricea clavata, 3684 nucleotides long. NCBI's taxonomy places the organism in Eukaryota, Metazoa, Cnidaria, Anthozoa, Malacalcyonacea, Plexauridae. The record is from the annotation of a GenBank genome assembly.
AUGACUUCCUUGCUUCAGAAUAUUCGUCGUAUCGCUGGACAACAAGCAGCAAAAGUAUUUGAAGGUAAGAAAUUGUCCUUUUCUUGUGAGUUUAUUCCAUAUAAUUUUCAUCUGAAGUUGAGCAACCAGAAGCUUUACUGUAUAUUAAAUAUUUAUUAAAAUCAUCAUGACUGCUCAUUAUAUAAUAUUUAUGCAUAAAUGCUAUUAAAUAGAUUCAGUCGGGAUUCUGUUCUUCUCAAUAUUUCACAGAUGCUGAAAUUUGCAUUGACGAAGAUCUAUCACAAUUGUGCUACGAAAGUAUAAAGGAACUCUUUCCUGAAGAAGGGGCAAAAACGUUGCUAUUAAGGUCCAAAAUUUGGAAAAUCAUAUCAUCUCCUCCAUCAGUUGUAAGUAGUAUUAAAUGGUUGUAUUAUUAAUUUUAAUAAUUGAUAUGGCACUGAAACACUGUGAAUAUUUCAGACCAACAAAAUAUUGUGAGAAAAUCAUAAUUUUAACCGAGUGGGUUGUCUGUACUGGUGGGCAAAAACGAACGUGAGUUACUCCGACGCCAAGUACAGCCUGCAGAAAACCUCACAUACUUUAGUGGAUGCCAGCUUAAAGCCUGCCCAAUCUCGCAAGCCAGACUCUUUAUCUGAGCUUGCGCUACAGAAAAGACCCUGGUUCAUUCUGGUCAUGUGGCAUGAAAGUCUGACAUCUUGAAAUGUCUUGCCAGAAAAUCAGUUGUUACAUACAGUUUGCUAUUUGAAGCUCCCUGAACGACCGAUUCAGUUUAUAAAUAUGAAUCAGUCGUAUAAACUAAAUCGGUCGUUCAGGCAGCUUCCAAGAGCAAACUGUAUGUAACAACUGAUUUUCUGGCAAGACAUGUCAAGAUAUCAGACUUUCGGAAUCGUAUCUUUAAAUAUAGCAACUGACAAAGGUAGUAAUUAAUAGAUUAUUACUAGUUUUAUAAUAUUGUCUAUUUUAUACUGUAAAAUACUGUUGAUAUACUCUGUUUUGUAUUGCACUCACUCCUUGCAUGUGGUCUGAAGUAUGACACUUUUCCCCUCACCCCUUAUAGGAAAUAAAUUUCAAAAGUGUCACAUGACCAAACUGAUCCAGAGUCUUUGCCAUAGCCGAAGCACAGGUAAUGAGCAUGGCUUGCAAGGUUGCUUAACAGACACUUAGUUGUUUGCUUAUGAGAGCCAAUCAGAAUCAAUUUCCACAGUGUGCAAAACAACUCAAAGGGCACAGCCUAAUGCUAAUCGGUCACAGCUGUAGAAUAUUUGGUGUUUUUCAUGGACAAAAAUACUAUUAAUGUCUUUAAUCGUUAAUCAGCACACCUGUGUGAUUAAUUUUAAUCGGCAUGAUUUUUAACCAAUCAGAAUCCAGUUAAUUAACUAAAAUGAUGAAUUAAUUCCUGUUUGUUAAUGUCACUCUAUUAAUGCAUUCUUCAAAAUUCUAUAAGGAAUUGUCUGAGACAUCCAGCUCUGGAUCUUGGAAUAGCAAGACUGACUCGCCAAGAUAUGUUGAAAGUUUAAAAGUUACCCACCUGUCACACCAUCUGCAGCUAAAUCUAGCCCAGCCUCACAAGCAUGCACUUCAGGCAAGCUUAGAUUAAAUUCACCAGAGUACACGAUUUCCCAGGACAGAGAUAUUGUUGCGGCUGCAGAAUCAGGAUCGAUUCCACAAGAAUUACGACACAGGCUUGUCAGAGCAACAAUAAGUAAUAUGGCAGCUGUUGCAUUCAGCAACCCUUUUAACAGACUUCCAAGUAAUUCAGAGAUUAAAGAGAUGGCAAAAUCACUUCUAUUAACAUAUCCAUGCCUCAGUGACUCAGAAAUUGGUGAGGUAAGUCCUCACUGAGGUUAAAACCCAUUAACCGCCAGUACUCUACCACCGGCGAGAAAAAUUGUCUGGCAUUAGACGGAGUAUAUACUAAAGUACGGCACAUUGCAUGCCAAUGGGUGAAGUGGCAAUGCAUCUUGAAGCGUCAUAACAUAUUAUUUUACUCUGUCUAACACCGGACAAUUUUACUCGUGUGGAGAGAGCCGCCAUUAAGGGAAAGUACAUUUAUUACACCGAGGGAGGGGGGUGAAGAUGUCUUGAAAAAAGCUCAUAUUUUUACAGGGCCCCUGUUGAGGUUAUCGGUAAAUUUCGAUGCCCCCCCUCAAAGUUUUUAAAAUUUUCAAUGCCCCCCCUCUAGAAUUCGGAAUCGAAGGAGUACAUUCCGGAAUUCUCUCUUAUCAUAGAUACAAUUUGCAGUUCCUCAAGAUGUCUGAUAUACUCAAGUGCUUCUCCUCAACAAAACUACCGAUCUGCUGCUUCUUUCAUCUCACUAGCGCCAGAUGAAAUGGCACUGUCUUUAAAACAUUUUAAAUUGGCUCUAGGGGUGGAAUUAUCAACAGGUUGUUGUUGUCCAUCAUUGAGCGUAUUCGGAGUCUUGAACACAUUCAUGUAGUGGCCAGGAUUUGCUGGAUCAGGGUAAUGUGCUGGAACCUUACAGUAUCUUGCCCCCACCCAACGCAUCUCCCGGCAUCUGUUGCAAAUGCCUUUGCAUGCCUGUCAAAAAUGCAUGCAAAAGUGCCAGUAUGCUUCAAUUUCUUUAAUUUCCAUCCCGUUUGUACGAAAUAUCCCAUAAACAUACAACAUAUCAUUCUUGCAAAUUGUAUAUGGUGCAAAAAAAUUUAAAAUAAGCUAUAGGUGAUUUCAUGUAUCCAUUUAGAAGAGCAGACUAAGGAUAUCUUAAAACUGAAAUCGGUUUCGAAUACAACCAUCAGGAACGUAGCAAAGCAUCUGACGUUUGGGGUGGGGGGGGGGGAUGUCAGAGGAUUAUACGUGUAAUAAUUAUAAUAAAGCUUUUUGUGAUUGAUUGGCACUCUUAUACUAAGUUUUGGGAGAAAAGGGGUGUCUGGGGGUCCUCCCCCAGAAAAUGUUUACAUUUUCAAAGCUCUAGGACUGAAUUUCUGGCGUUUUCUAAAGCAAAUUUUGCAAACAAAUUGCAUGUAAAUUGACUGUAUUUUACAAAAAUGGUUAUCAUUUCACAAAAAUAAUUACUUUAUUAUGCAAAUUUUACCUGAAACUGAUGUAAAAAUUUAACUUUAAUUUGCUGGGGUCAAACCUUUGAAAAGUUUAGAGCCCCCCCUUCAGUAUAUCAAGAACUUUCAGAGCCCCCCCCUUUAAAGCCAGAAAAUAUUUCGGAGCCCCCCUUAACAUCUUCAUCCCCCCCCCUCGGCAUAAUAAAUGUACUUUCCCUAAAUGACUUAAGGUGGUGGCUCCCUAUUGUGGUGAAAAAAACUGCAGUGAAAAAUAAGAUCUUCACAAAGAUGCAAAAUAUUUUGCUAUUUAUACGAAAUAAGGCACUUUUCGGAAGUAUAACGGUUGUGUAAUCCUUAUACUUCAAGUAUAAAAGUUCCAAAGAAGCAAAUUGUGUGUUGCUAUGGUAACUAUUAUACAACAGCAGUUGAAGAUUAAAUUUUAGACUAAAAAUGAAUUAAAUAUGGAGAUAGCGUAGCCAGGUUUAGACAUAAUUAAAUACAUAAACGUUCUCUGACUAAAAUUUUUAUUUAAAAACGAGCUUUCGACUACCUAACUGUAGUCUUCGACGGGUAAAGCGGAAUGAAUUAUUAUUAAAUUACAAGCGUGCAUGUGUUAGGUGAUAUAUAUAUAUAUAUAUAACAGGAAGUGCAAGAUAUGUGUGUUAAUUGA